Ceratotherium simum simum (southern white rhinoceros) is the source of this 908-nucleotide messenger RNA. The record is from RefSeq and is a predicted model, not a curated record. Lineage: Eukaryota; Metazoa; Chordata; Mammalia; Perissodactyla; Rhinocerotidae.
UCCGGCGGAAGUGCCGGGGGCCAGGCGGAAGCGGCGACGUAGGCGGCGGGAGGCUCAGGUGGGUGCCGGUGGCCGGGCGCUGGCAGAAUUAAGAUGCUCUGGUUUCAAGGAAAUAGCUUGCAACUUGCCAAGUACUCCUUUCGACUCAUCUUGAGGAAUCUCUCUGCCUCUAAGACUGCUCUGCCUGUGCUGACCUUAUUCACAAAGGAUCCAUGUCCCCUUUGUGAUGAAGCCAAGGAAGUACUGGAGCCUUAUAAAAACAGAUUUAUUUUACAGGAGGUGGACAUCACACUUCCAGAAAACUCUGCGUGGUGUGAAAGGUAUAAAUUUGACAUCCCCGUCUUUCAUUUGAAUGGCCAGUUUCUGAUGAUGCAUCGAGUAAACAUCUCAAAACUUGAAAAACAGCUCCAGAAAUUAGAGCAGCAAGGUGCCUGAGGCUGACGAACACCCUCAUGAUUUUCCACCCUCUCUGGCCCGCAGGCAUCUUCCUGAGGAAAUGACCAUGGCCUCAUACUCUUUUUGUCACUUUCACACAGCCCUAAGGAUGUUCUGAACUCAGUGGUGCCAAAUAAAUGUUGAUAUUCCUCUCCUGAUUGAUGGAGGUACCAAUGUGGGCACUGUUUACCUGUUGGCAUUUUAUAAACUAAGAGGAGUGUAUUGGUAGGGAGGAGAUGAUGGAGGGCAGAAGAAGUCCAUUUGUUUUAUUUACUUUUAUCUUUUGUAUUAAUAUGGAAGCAUUUCAUAUUCACUGGACGGUGCCGUUUAUAGGAAGAAGGCUCUGUGUUUCUCCUGCUGCCCUAAGGGCUUAACUUUUUAAUGAAAGAAUAAAUGCUCCUCCAUUCAGUAGAUAAAGUGAAAUGUGAAUUGUUAAUAACUGCACAGUCAAUAAAGGGAUGUCUUAACAAAUA